AUGGACAGCCAGAUCACACGACGCAGAUUACUGAUUGACAUCGUGGAUCAGGAUUGGUUGAAAGACACCUUGCCAAACGACGACGUGGUUGUACCUAUCAUGGAGCUGCCAGAGUUGGAAAAUGAGAAUGGCAACACUCAGGAAACAUUGAAAGAGCAGGAGCAAAAGUGGACCGAUCUGUCACUUGUCAGCUUAAAUGAACAGGCAUCUGUUUCUCCACCUAAAUAA
Messenger RNA from Helobdella robusta, 228 nucleotides. RefSeq lists its product as hypothetical. The coding region runs from base 1 to 228 and encodes 75 amino acids. The record is from RefSeq and is a predicted model, not a curated record. The transcript has a single exon. Gene Ontology annotation, biological process: protein K11-linked ubiquitination. Gene Ontology annotation, cellular component: anaphase-promoting complex. NCBI's taxonomy places the organism in Eukaryota, Metazoa, Annelida, Clitellata, Rhynchobdellida, Glossiphoniidae.